UUGGCGAUGAAGUAUUUAACAUUUUGUUUAUUACUGGCUGUAUAUGAGAUCCUUGGAUCCGAGCUUCUUGAUCCUGAAUGCAUCAUAAGUCAAGAUAAACCCAGAGUGGCGGGAGGCUACGAUGCUAAAGAAAACUCUGCACCAUGGAUGGUAUCUCUACACAAUGGGGACACAUUCCUUUGUGGAGGUUCAUUAAUUUCAAAAGUCUUCGUUCUUACCGCUGCCCACUGUGUUCUAACAACAGGACAACCCCAGGAAUUAUGGGCCCGCGUGGGCGAGCACAAUUUAAACAAAUAUAAAGGCAGCAUCGGUGGUACUUUUGGAUGGCAACAAUUUCAAAGAUCAACCUACAAAGUUAAAUAUAUAUACACGCACCCGCGUUAUACAACGAUCCGGGCUUACGAUAUAGCUUUACUUAAGCUAGAACGAGAAGUGCGCUACACAGCCUAUAUACGCCCCAUAUGUCUGCUUCAAAACAACGGCAUAGAAAACUGGCAGGAGUACCUGAUGAAAAUCAAACAAUUAUCUGUGCACGGCUGGGGAAAAACGGAGAAUGGUUUGAUUAGCCAUGUUCUGCAGACAACGAAUCUCCCCCAAAUCAACCGCAGUACCUGCUUCAAGUAUACCAAAUAUCCCCUCGAUGAAUCUCACAUCUGUGCCGGUAAUCUUUAUAGACAUGUCCGCUUCGGGGAUUCUGGUGGCCCACUCGGUUUUCAGUUUAAAGCUAACGGAUUUGAUUAUUACAUUCAGUGUGGAAUUGUAAGCAAUGGAGAACCUGGCAUGGGCGUGGCAGUCUUUACUAAUGUCCUAAGCUAUGCCGAUUGGAUUGUUAAGGUCAUCAAAUACGAUCACGAAUACAUGUAA
Drosophila kikkawai is the source of this 864-nucleotide messenger RNA. Its product is annotated as chymotrypsin-2. NCBI's taxonomy places the organism in Eukaryota, Metazoa, Arthropoda, Insecta, Diptera, Drosophilidae. The record is from RefSeq and is a predicted model, not a curated record. Gene Ontology annotation, biological process: proteolysis. Gene Ontology annotation, molecular function: serine-type endopeptidase activity.